Messenger RNA from Panicum virgatum (switchgrass), 2750 nucleotides. RefSeq names its product E3 SUMO-protein ligase SIZ1-like. Bases 219 to 2123 code for a protein of 634 amino acids. The transcript is spliced from 15 exons. NCBI's taxonomy places the organism in Eukaryota, Viridiplantae, Streptophyta, Magnoliopsida, Poales, Poaceae. The record is from RefSeq and is a predicted model, not a curated record. Gene Ontology annotation, biological process: protein sumoylation. Gene Ontology annotation, molecular function: SUMO ligase activity; zinc ion binding.
AACAAACCCCUACACUGUCGAUACAAAUGGACGCGAAGAGAUAGAGGCGCCGCCGCCGCCGCCGCCGCCCCCUCCCGCCCGCCCUCAAUUCGGGGCCCGAUCACCGGAUCUCCUCGCCGACGCCGCAGCCGGCAGCCCGGGCCCCCCACCGAUCGGCCCCUCCCCAUGCCCUUGCCCCUCAGCGUGUUUCCUCGCGCGGGAUCACCCGGGUGGCGGCAAUGGCGGACUGCAAGGAUAAACUUGCAUACUUUAGAAUAAAGGUGCUUAAAGAUAUCUUAAAUCAGCUGGGGUUGCCGAAGCAGGGAAAGAAGCAGGACCUAGUUGACAGGGUAUUGGCACUAUUAUCAGAUGAGGAAGGUCAAUGCCAUCAUGGAUGCGGAAGGAAAAAUGCUCUUACUAGGGAGGCGGUGGCAAAAGUUGUUGAUGACACAUACAGGAAAAUGCAAGUUCAAUGUGCUCCUGACCUAGUCGCUAGGAGCCACAGUGGAUCAGAUUUAAAUCAUUUCAGGCCCAAAGAGGAAGCCACUGACUUUCAUGUGGAGACUAAGGUCUGCUGCCUUUGUAAUAGUACCAUGCUAAAUGACGAUAUGAUCAAGUGUGAAGAUGCCAAAUGCCAAGUGUGGCAGCACAUGGCCUGCGUACUCAUUCCAGAUAAGCCCACAGAGGGUGUUAGCCCUGAAGUUCCGCCUCAUUUUUAUUGUGAAUUGUGCCGACUGAACCGGGCAGACCCAUUUUGGGUGACUACAGGAAAUCCAUUACCCCCUGUGAAAUUCAUGUCAUCUGGUGUUGGAAAUGAUGGAACAAGUGUAUCUCAAAGUGUGGAGAAGACCUUCCAACUUUCUCGAGCAGAUAGAGAAACAGUCCAGAAACCAGAAUAUGGGCUUCAGGUUUGGUGCAUUCUUAUAAAUGACAAAGUCCAAUUCAGGAUGCAAUGGCCUCAAUAUGCAGAAUUGCAAGUGAAUGGUAUUCCUGUACGAGUAGUGACCAGGCCUGGUUCUCAGUUACUAGGGAUAAAUGGACGGGAUGAUGGGCCACUGGUAACAACGUGCAGUAGAGAAGGAAUCAAUAAGAUUAGCUUAUCAAGAGUUGAUACUCGAACAUUUUGCAUUGGAGUCCGAAUUGUUAGGAGGAGGACUGUUGCUCAGGUAUUAAACUUGAUCCCAAAAGAAGGUGAUGGAGAGUCUUUUGUGGAUGCUCUUGCUCGUGUCCGGCGCUGUCUUGGAGGUGAAGGUGCUACAGAUAAUGCUGAUAGUGACAGCGAUUUGGAAGUGGUUACUGAAUCUGUUACAGUCAGCCUUCGUUGUCCUAAUAGUGGAUCCAGAAUGAGAAUUGCUGGAAGGUUCAAGCCUUGUGUUCACAUGGGUUGUUUUGAUCUUGAAACUUUUGUAGAACUGAAUCAACGCUCCCGCAAGUGGCAAUGUCCAAUAUGUUUAAAGAAUUACUCUCUUGAGAACUUGAUGAUUGAUCCUUAUUUCAAUCGGAUUACCUCUUUGCUGCACAAUUGCAGUGAGGAUGUUAAUGAGCUUGAUGUUAAACCUGAUGGUUCAUGGCGUGUAAAGGGUGAUGCUGCCACCAUAGAGUUAUCUCAGUGGCAUAUGCCUGAUGGCACACUUUGUGACUCAAAGGAAGAUACAAACCCUAGUGUGGAAAAUCUGAAUGAAGUCAGGAGUGAGGGUACUUCUGAUGGACAUAGAAGUUUGAAAAUUGGAAUCAAGAAAAAUCGUAAUGGCAUAUGGCAAGUUAGCAGUAAGGCAGAUGAUAAGAAACCUUCUGUGGUUGGAAAUCACAUCCAGAACAACACUGGAUUUCCAGCACAAAACACUGUGCCUGUGAUCAUUAGCCCCACUGGGAGUUGCAGAGAUGGAGAAGACGCAAGUGUUGACCAAGAAGAGAUUGACAGUUUGGCCCGUAACUUUGGUCAGACAGACGAUACAGAGGAUAGACAGCAGCAGCAGCAGCAAAAUGCUGCAGAUGUCAUUGUUCUUAGUGAUUCUGAUGAAGAAAACGAUGUUAUUGUUCUUAGUGAUUCUGAUGAAAAUGAUAAGAUUGUUCAAUCGCCAGCUGUCAAGAGGCAGCGAUUAGAUGAGAAAGAGCACUUGCCUACGUAUUUUCACAUCACGUAGAAAGUAUUUAUUCUCAGAACAGAUGCCAAUCUAUAUAUAUACUUCAUCUCGUUCUAUGUUGGCAAGCUUAAAAUCCCUCAAAAUGUGUUGCUUGCAGUGGAAAAGCACUUCGAGAUCUGUCAAACCCAAUUUCUGUAGACCCAAACAACUUGCAGUGGGGCUGGAGCUGGUUGGAGCGCUGGAUGGCUGCAGAACCUUGGGGACCUCAAUGGGGCUGAUAAGGAAAGCAACAUUGACCGUUGAUCAGUUAAGAGCAUGACCUUGGAGAGGGUGAGAUCACAAAAGCUUUCAACGGCCGGGACUCGAAUCCAGAAAAGCAAUCACCACCAGCUCCGAAACUGACCCGUGCAGCCUCCUGGCAAUCUCCUUCGAUGCCCUCUGCUAAAGUAAUGCCCAUAUCUGCCAGGAGAAAAUCAGCCAUGCUAAAGAAUGGGCUUUCGCAUGUGGACGACCUGCGAGUCAAUUGGAUUGUUUUCCAGUUACGAUCACAUUGUUUGUUCUAUACGAUUCACAAUACCUGCCAGUUGAUUCCAUUUGUCGUUUCUGUAAAACAAGUAUCAGUUCGUCAUGUUUAUAUGUAAACAGGUCUUCUAUUCAUGUGAGCCAUAUAGGGCACUCUCAACUCCA